Trichosurus vulpecula (common brushtail) is the source of this 6205-nucleotide messenger RNA. RefSeq names its product DLC1 Rho GTPase activating protein (gene DLC1). The coding region runs from base 1 to 4545 and encodes 1514 amino acids. The record is from RefSeq and is a predicted model, not a curated record. Gene Ontology annotation, cellular component: focal adhesion; membrane raft. Gene Ontology annotation, biological process: regulation of Rho protein signal transduction; signal transduction; actin cytoskeleton organization. NCBI's taxonomy places the organism in Eukaryota, Metazoa, Chordata, Mammalia, Diprotodontia, Phalangeridae. Gene Ontology annotation, molecular function: protein binding; GTPase activator activity; lipid binding. The transcript is spliced from 17 exons.
AUGUCUGUAGCAGUCAGGAAGCGCAGCUGGGAAGAGCACGUUACCCAGCGGAUGGGAUUGCUCCUUCAUCCGGAUGCCCCAACCCCAACAUGCCACCAUGGGCUGGUAGCUGACAGCUUGCACACGAGCAUGGAAAAGGGAGGCACUCUGACUAGGAGCCACCACCAGAGGUGGGCAUCCCUGCCAGAUUGCUGCCAGGCCUCAGAGCUGUCCAGAUGCCCUGAGCAGUUCCUGGGAAAUGUCUCAAGGGAACCGGUUGGAAACGACACUUGUGAUGGGGAGGAGGGCCUCCUUUCCCUGGAGGCCAGCACAGAAACUCUGGUCCAUGUGUCUGAUGAGGAGAGCGAUGCAGAGAUGAAACUAGGUGCUGUGAACCACUGGAUGAGUGGAGAGAGGGAAACAACAGGUCAAUGGAGACUGAAUGGUACGGGUGCCUUUGUGAAGAAGCCACCAGGCACUGAGGAGGAUCAGGAGUCUCCAGUCUCUUUGGGGGCCUUGGGGAGAGCCAGUGAACCUGAUCAUGAAUCUGUUCUUAUGGAGGAGAGUGGAAAGAAAGCAGACUGGGAUCCUAAUGGAGACAACCAGGAGCUUGGCAGUGACCUCAGGGUAAGUCGAGUCAGAGAGGCACCCAAAGCAGAUUUUGCAGAGACUCUGAGUGCAAAUGAAAUUCUGUCUGAGAAACAGCUGCUCCAUUCUGCUGUGAUUGCUCAGCAACGGAGGAAAUGUGCUGACACCAUCAAAGACAGGAAUGAGAGGCUUGCUGGUGAGGCCCUACAGGAUGGAUCUCCUGCCUCCCACUGUGCUGGGAGGGCACAACCACAGUCAGAAGACUCUGAGAGCUGCUUUGGGGAUCCUCCCUGUUGUCUCCACCCUCUGGACCAAAGUGGAGUCACAUACUCCCACAGUGUCCCUCAAAACAAACAUCUCCCAGAUGCUGGCUCCAGAGAGGGCAUGCCCUUGGAACAUGGAACACCUCCCAGGACCACUGGGGAACUGGGUGGUGGGCAAGUCACUCUUCGAGAAAAAAAGGAGGUGAGAGAAGAUCGAGGGCGAGGACGGCUCGACUCCAUGGUCCUGCUCAUCAUGAAACUGGACCAGCUGGACCGAGACAUUGAGAAUGCCCUCAGCACCAGCCCCUCUCCGGCCAGCCCCCAGGUGCACCAGCCCCAGCAGAGGCCCAUUCCUGAUCAAGAGUCAAGAGAGGAGAGUGGAGAGAAGGGUGGGUCAUUAAAUCAGGACCAAGUGGAUUUACCUCCCAACCUGGAGUCAAUUGCCCUGGGGGCUGGUCCAGCCUCUGUUUCCCCCACAGUCAGCUCUGCAACCAAACCCAAGGACAUGCCCAGUACUUUGGAGAAGAGGAAAGCUGAAAUCGAGGCCAAAGAAGCUUGUGACUGGCUGCGGGCAGCCGGCUUCCCUCAGUACGCCCAGCUGUAUGAAGAUCUCUUGUUUCCCAUUGACAUCACGCUGGUCAAGAGAGAGCAUGACUUCUUGGACCGAGACUCCAUCGAGGCUUUGUACAGGCGCCUGAACACUUUAAAUAAGUGUGCAGUAAUGAAGCUGGAGAUCAGCCCCCACAGGAAGCGGAGCGAGGACUCGGAUGAGGAUGAGCCAUGUGCCAUCAGCGGCAAGUGGACUUUCCAGAGGGACAGCAAGAGGUGGUCCAGGAUGGAUGAGCUUGAUGUCUUCCCUCCGAUGCCCGGCCUGGCUGCCAGGGCACCAGGGAACCAGGCCCUUGCCAGUACCACUAGUCGAGAAAGCCUACUGACUGACCUGAGUGAGGGCCAGGAGUUGGCCUCUAUCCAAAGCAUCAGCAGCUCUAGCAGCCUCCCAAUUGAGCCUGGUAUGCCCCGGGCAAACUCUGUGGUGAGUGUCUGCUCCUCGGGCCCCCGGGAGGAUGGUUCCCGGCCAUCCCCCACAGAGCUGCCAAGCAUCAGCACCAAAGCCCAGGGGCAGCCAGCCAAGGCCAAGCCAAGAGGCCUGCUCAAAAGGAUGGAGAGUCUGAAGCUACGGCGUUCCCACACUAGCAGACCCAAGGCAGCCCCACCCAAGCUGGGCCUGGUCAUCAGCGGCCCCAUCCUGCAGGAGGGGGCAGGCCAGGAAAAGCUGAGGCAUAUGCAUUGUGUGGAGAUCUCCAGCCUGGGCAGCGGCCACUUCAGCGUCCCAGGCGUCCACAAAAGAAGCGUCUCCAACUCCACCCAGACCAGCAGCGGCAGCAGCAGCAGCAGCCAGUCGGAGAGCAGCAGCACUGUCAGCACCCCCAGCCCCGUGACCCGGACCCGCAGUCUCAGCACCUGCAAGAAGAGGGGCGGCAUGUACCUGGAAGGCUUCGACCCCUUUGACCAAGCAGGCUUCGACAGCGUCCUUGAGCAGAACCGCAGGAACCGUGACAGCUGCCCAGAGGACACAGUAUUCUACAUUCCUGAGGACCAUAAGCCGGGCACCUUCCCCAAGGCCCUCUCCAAUGGCCGCUUCCCUCCCCCGGGCAGCGAAGGCUCUGCCACCAACUGGAGGGCAGGGAGCUUCCACGGCCACGGCCGAGAGGGUGCCAAGGGGCCACGGCGGCGCAACUCCUCCUGCUCCAUGAGCAGCCGCCUCAGUGUCUAUGACAACGUGCCCGGCUCCAACCUGUACUCCAGCUCCGGGGACCUGGCUGACCUGGAGCAGGACGACAUCUUCCCCGAGCUGGAUGAUAUCUUAUACCACGUGAAAGGGAUGCAGAGGAUCGUCAACCAGUGGUCAGAGAAGUUCUCUGACGAAGGGGACUCUGAUUCUGCACUGGACUCGGUCUCCCCCUGCCCAUCUUCUCCAAAGCAGAUCCACCUUGAGGGCGACAAUGACCGCACCUCACCCAGUGACCUAGACAGUGUGGGGAACUCUCUGAACGAGCCCGAGGAGCCCUCAGACAUCCAGGAGAGGAGGGACUCUGGCGUGGGCGCAUCCCUGACCCGAUCCAACAGGCCCAGGCUAAGCUGGCAGAGCUCCCAGCGACCAAGCUCUGGCUCAGUGCUGCCACAGAUCAGCUGCCAGUCUGUGGCCCAGAUGAACCUACUGCAGAAGUAUUCGCUCCUCAAGCUAACAGCCUUGCUGGAGAGGUACACGCCAUCCAACAAGCAUGGCUUUAGCUGGGCGGUGCCCAAGUUCAUGAAAAGGCUUAAGGUCCCAGACUACAAGGACCGGAGUGUGUUUGGGGUCCCACUCUCCAUCAACAUGCAGCGGACGGGGCAGCCACUUCCCCAGAGCAUCCAGCAGGCCAUGGGCUACCUGCAUGACCAGUGUUUGGAUCAGGUAGGGCUCUUCAGAAAGUCAGGUGUCAAGUCCAGGAUCCAGGCCUUGCGCCAGAUGAAUGAGAGUUCCAUGGCGCAGGUGAGCUAUGAUGGGCAGUCUGCAUAUGAUGUGGCCGACAUGCUGAAGCAAUACUUCCGAGAUCUUCCCGAGCCGCUGAUGACCAACAAGCUCUCGGAGACCUUCCUACAGAUAUACCAGUAUGUCCCCAAGGACCAGCGCCUCCAGGCCAUCCAGGCAGCCAUCAUGCUUCUCCCUGAUGAGAACAGGGAGGUCCUUCAGACCCUGCUCUGUUUCCUGAGUGAGGUCACUGCCGCCGUGAAGGAAAACCAGAUGACACCCACCAACCUUGCCGUGUGCUUAGCGCCUUCCCUCUUCCACCUCAACACCCUUAAACGGGAGAAUUCUUCUCCGAGGGUGAUGCAGAGAAAGCAGAGUCUGGGCAAACCAGACCAGAAGGAUCUCAAUGAAAACCUGGCAGCAACGCAAGGCCUGGCGCAUAUGAUCGCAGAAUGCCACAAGCUCUUCCAGGUCCCUGAGGAAAUGAGCCGCUGUCGGAACUCGUACUCAGAGCAGGAGCUGCGCCCCCUCAGCCUCGAGGCUUUGGGCCGCCUUAGUGGCCAGGAUAGCUCAGACUAUCGGCACUUCCUGCAGGACUGCGUGGACAGCCUGUUUAAAGAGGUCAAGGACAAGUUCAAAGGCUGGGUGAGCCACUCGACCUCGGAGCAGGCCGAACUGGCGUAUAAGAAGGUGAGUGAAGGACCCCCACUCCGACUGUGGAAGUCAACGAUUGAAGUCCCUGCCAAAGCCGAGGAUGUUUUAAACCGACUUCUGAAGGAACAGCACAUUUGGGAUCCAGACCUCUUGGAUGCCAAAGUGCUUGAAGUCCUGGACAGCCAGACCGAAAUCUACCAGUUUGUCCGGAGUAGUAUGGUGCCCCAUCCUGCCAGGGACCAUGUUGUGCUCAGAACAUGGAGGACCAACUUACCUAGGGGGGCCUGCAUGCUCUUGCUCACCUCCGUGGAUCACGCCCAGACCCCUGUGAUUGGGGUAAGGGUGAACGUGCUCUUGGCCCGAUACCUGGUUGAGCCCUGUGGGGCUGGGAGAUCCAAGCUCACCUAUAUGUGCCGGAGUGAUCUGAGGGGCCACAUACCAGAAUGGUACACUAAGGCAUUUGGGCAUUUGUGUGUAGCUGAGGUGGUGAAGAUCCGAGAUUCUUUCAGUCGUCCAAGCUUGGAUCCCAAAGAUGGGAAAUCCAGGUGACAACAGACCCACCACAGGCCGAGACUCUGCAUCUGGCCCAGGACCACUGUGGGUUUUGUUUCAUGGGCCAAGCAUGGGUAGGAUGGAUCAAACCACAAACCAGGAGUCCAGCUGGGCAGUGAUCACACAAUAGAUACAUCACAAGAGCUGAUCUUGACUGGAAAAUGCAUGGCCCCAUGGAAUAACAUCUGCUGUACUGUGUUGAGAUUGCUUCUGAGAAGCAGGACUCUUGGGGGAUGAGAUGAAGAGACUCCUGUCUCCUGGGCUGUUGCCCUCGACUGGCCCCAGGCUGGAGGAAGGGCAGAGCUGUCACAGGAGGUGGUGUUUGGAUGGGGGCGUUUCUCUCCAACGCCAGCAAUGAAAAAUGAGUUUCCAUAGAGAGAUGUGUGUAUGAGUGAGUGUCCAUGACUGAAUGCAGAGCAGGUGCAGGGAGUGGGCUCUGAGAGGCUGGCAGGCAGAACCACUGGGAUGAGGAGUAACUCUCAUGCAUCAGGGAAGGCCAGCAAACUUCUCUAUUUCCUCCCUUUGUCUUUAGGGGAGCCAGUGUGUGAGAGUCCAGCUUGAGUGGACCCCCUUUCAUCCAUAUUGGUUAGGAGCUCCAUUUGGAGGGUCCCAUCUCCGCAUUGCAGUGAAUCUGUUCUCACCGUAGAUGAUCCCACACUGAAGGUCCUAUCUCAUUCCUAGUUGGUUUUAAGGCAGGAAAAUUAGAAUCCAGCAACAGGGGUAUUUUUUGUUUGUUUAAAGGGCAGAGGUCAGGGUAAGGAUGAAGAAUGUGCUAGUGCCAAAGCUAGAAUCAGAAUGAGGGCCACACUUUCAGAUGAUUUCUAUCAGAAAGCAAAAGCUUCUCACUGUGACUCAAGUCCAUUCUGUAUUAAUGUCCAGGGCAGAAAAUGUUGAAGGAGUGGGGAGCCCCAGGUCUCCUAAAGAAGUGUGUGCAAACCCAAGGCACCAUGAGAUGCUGGAGUCCUUUCUGGUCGAGCCCUCCUGGGUGCACCACCAUUUUCUGUUCUUGGGUUUCCUUACUCGGGCCAUGAUUCCAAAGAGCUCUUUUGGCCAAGAGCUCUUCCUGCAGGUGCCCAUGUCAUGAUGGGAUCCAUCUCCACCAGCCCUGUGUUCUUGGAUCCCUCUUUUGUCCCAGUCAGUUACGGACUACUUGUAAGUGAGCAUGGUCAGGAAGGCUUGUCCUUGGCUGAUUGUGCACCUCAGUUACCAUUGUCAGUGUUACUUCAGAAGCUCUUCUUAAUGAAGACACUGUGUGUGUGCGUGGAUGUGCGUGUGUGUGUGGGGGGGGGGAGCAGAUCAGAUUCAGCCACAACGUGCCGUCAGGGUUCUUGAACACGUGCUCCUUGUGAAUACCUAGAUCUUGUAGAUUCCGUCUCAGACUUCUUCCAUGGAAGAUUGUAUGUUGAACAUACCGUCCCAUUGAGUAACACAGGUAACGCAUGAUGGAGUAUUAUUUAAAAUAGACUUGUAUUUAUGCAUCAGACAGUCUUUGGGUUUUAUACCUCAACUCAACAUAUUUGUGUUGUUUUUUUCUUUAUUGUAAAUAAAGCUUUUCAUGAUUACCGUGGAAGUAAAUGAACAAGGAAAAGGUUUAUAACUUGCUAUGAAGACUGUACAGAACAUAGCCAAUGAUUGCACUAUUAAAUGUUUAACAUGA